UUCACCUCUUUACUCUCUUCUUCCCUCACACGCCGUAAAGUUCACACCUCAAAAAAUCCUCUGUUUUUUCUCUUCUCUCUGCAUUAAUAUGAAAGAGUAUUGGACAUCACUAGCAUCACUUCUCGGCGUCUUAGCUUUCUGCCAAAGCCUAAUCCAAUCAAUCUUCCCGCCCGAGCUCCGCUUCGCCUUCCUCAAAUUCUUCAACCGAAUCUUCCACCUCUUCUCCUCCUACUGCUACUUCGACAUAACCGAGAUCGACGGCGUCAACACCAACGAGCUCUACAACGCCGUCCAGCUCUACCUAAGCUCCUCCGUCUCCAUCGCUGGCAACCGUCUAAGCCUCACACGCGCCGUCAACUCCUCCUCCAUCACCUUCGGCCUCUCCAACAACGACUCCAUCGUGGACACCUUCGACAACGUCACCGUCCUCUGGGAACACGUCGUCACGCAACGACAGACCCAGACCUUCGCCUGGAGACCGUUGCCUGAGGAGAAACGCGGCUUCACUCUCCGUAUCAAGAAGAGAGACAAAGCCCUGAUUCUUACCUCGUACCUCGACUACAUCAUGGAACGUGCCAGCGAGAUCCGUAGGAAGAACCAGGACAGGCUGCUUUAUACAAACUCCAGAGGCGGGUCGUUGGACUCGAGGGGACAUCCGUGGGAGUCUGUCCCUUUCAAACACCCGAGCACGUUCGAGACGCUCGCGAUGGAUCCGAUCAAGAAGCAGAAGAUCAUGGAUGAUCUGAAGGACUUCGCGGAAGGACAGAUGUUUUAUCAGAAAACGGGCCGGGCCUGGAAGAGAGGUUACUUGCUUUACGGGCCACCCGGUACUGGUAAGUCGAGUAUGAUCGCGGCCAUGGCGAAUCAUCUCGGUUACGACAUUUACGAUCUCGAGCUCACCGAGGUUCAUAGCAACUCGGAGCUGAGGAAACUGCUGAUGAAAACGAGUUCCAAGUCGAUCAUUGUGAUCGAAGAUAUAGACUGUUCGAUCAAUUUAACGAACAGGAAGAAGAGCAGUGGUAGCAAUGCGACGAGGAGCUAUUACGACUUGGAGACGCGGCCAGGGGGGACUGGUUCGGGUGAAGAGUCUGGUAAUGGGAACACGAUAACGUUGUCGGGUUUGUUGAACUUUACGGAUGGGCUUUGGUCUUGUUGUGGAAGCGAGAGGAUCUUUGUGUUCACGACGAAUCAUAUCGAGAAGCUUGAUCCUGCAUUGCUUAGGAGUGGGAGGAUGGAUAUGCAUAUACACAUGAGUUACUGUGAUUUCCCUUCGUUGAAGAUUUUGCUGAGGAACUAUUUGGGGUAUGAGGAGGAAGAUGUGGAGGAGGACGUUUUGAAGGAGAUGGAGAGGGUUGUGGAGAAGGCGGAGAUGACGCCUGCUGACGUCAGCGAGGCUUUGAUCAAGAACAGGAGGGAUAAGGAGAGGGCGGUUAGGGAGCUGUUGGAGGAUUUGAAGAGUAGAGGGGAGGGGAAUGUGAAAGAUGGGAAGUUGAGGGGUCAAAGUGGAAAUUUGACUGAGUUGGAAAUUGUGGAGGAGGAAGAGAAGAGGGCUAUAGAUAGUCAAAAUGAAGAAGAUGAUAGUGAUGAAGAAGAAAUUGAGGUUGAGGAUAAUAUUUGUAAAGACUAGAGAAGAUCAACAAUGUUGUUUUUGGUUUUGUUUUUCAUGUUUACAAUGUAAAAACAAAAAUGGUGAAAAAUUGUGAUCUUUCUUCUUUUUCUUUUAUUUUGUUGGGUUUACGAUUUUUUUUUUUUUUUUGACUUUGGUUGUUGAAGAAGUAGGUGAAAAUGUGAAAAAGACAGAAUAAUAAUAAA
Molecule: messenger RNA, 1812 nt
Organism: Raphanus sativus (radish)
Lineage: Eukaryota; Viridiplantae; Streptophyta; Magnoliopsida; Brassicales; Brassicaceae
Product: AAA-ATPase At5g57480
Exons: 1
Coding region: 89-1627 (512 amino acids)
Molecular function (GO): ATP hydrolysis activity; ATP binding
Source: RefSeq, a predicted model, not a curated record